GUCAUUUAGUUGUAUCCAAAAAUCGUCUUAAAGUUGAGAUUUGGUUUACCCAGCAUUCGGCAUUUGGGAUGUAGUUGUGGCUGACGGUGACAACAAAUAGAAGCAAGCUCCAAAGUGGAAGCGAGCAGUUUCUUCAUCAUUCACUUGUUGGAAUUAUGACAACUCUAACACGGCAAGAUCUCAAUUUCGGACAAGUGGUUGCUGACGUUUUGUGUGAGUUCUUGGAAGUUGCCAUUCACCUCAUCCUGUACGUCCGUGAAGUUUACCCAUCAGGAAUAUUUCAGAAGCGAAAGAAAUACAAUGUCCCUGUGCAGAUGUCAUGUCAUCCUGAGCUGAACCAGUACAUCCAAGAUACACUUCACUGUAUAAAACCGCUUAUUGAGAAGAAUGAUGCUGAGAAGGUGGUUGUCGUCAUUAUGGACAAGGAGCAUCAUCCAGUUGAGAGAUUUGUCUUUGAGAUAUCCCAACCACCGCUUCUCUCUAUCAGCUCAGAUACAUUACUGUCUCAUGUGGAGCAGCUGCUGAGGGCGUUCAUUCUUAAGAUCAGUGUGUGUGAUGCUGUUUUAAAUAAUAAUCCACCAGAUUGUUCAUUUACAGUAUUAGUUCAUACAAGAAAUUCUGCCACACGCAACAUGGAGAAGGUUCAAGUCAUCAAGGAUUUCCCAUGGAUAGUUGCUGAUGAGCAGGAGGUCCACAUGCAGGAGCCCAGACUCAUCCCACUGAAGACCUUGACGUCUGAUAUAGUGAAGAUGCAGCUGUAUGUGGAGGAGCGAGCCCAGAAGAUGUAGCAGAAAUGAAGGACACGUGCAAAAAAAAAUCAUUUAACGGUAAACUUUAUUCAGCCGAGGCUUUCAUUUGACAUAGAAUGAAAAUCUCACAGCACACUACCAA
Syngnathus acus (greater pipefish) is the source of this 891-nucleotide messenger RNA. RefSeq names its product mitotic arrest deficient 2 like 2 (gene mad2l2). Bases 156 to 788 code for a protein of 210 amino acids. The record is from RefSeq and is a predicted model, not a curated record. Gene Ontology annotation, cellular component: zeta DNA polymerase complex. NCBI's taxonomy places the organism in Eukaryota, Metazoa, Chordata, Actinopteri, Syngnathiformes, Syngnathidae. The transcript is spliced from 8 exons.